AUGACAGCCAAGAAGCAAACCAGCUACAGUAUACAGUUCAAGCUAAGUGUAAUUAGUGAGUACAGGGUCGGUGUUGACGGCUCUGACUUCCAGGCGCUUGCUAAGAAGCACAAGGUGAUACCGUCCAUGGUCAGAAACUGGUCGGACAGCAAGGACUUGCUGGUCAACGCAUCGAAGAUCCGCCAACUCGCUACCCGUUCACGACGGAGGAUGCCAGGAGCAUGCAGAAAAUCAGAGCACCACGCACUAGAGCAGCAGGUUCACGACUGGGUGGUAACACGAAGCCGUAAGGGCUUGCGUGUGAAAGACAAGUGCAUACAACUUCAUGCACUCAACAUCCAUCGUGCCAUGAUGGCCUCGACCACCCUUGCAACGUCAUCAACAUGGACCAAGUCCCAAGAUAUUCCGAGACUGAGCCGAAGUCGACUAUUACAACCCGUGGUGUGA
Molecule: messenger RNA, 447 nt
Organism: Phytophthora infestans T30-4
Lineage: Eukaryota; Oomycota; Peronosporomycetes; Peronosporales; Peronosporaceae
Exons: 2
Coding region: 1-447 (148 amino acids)
Source: RefSeq, a predicted model, not a curated record